Molecule: messenger RNA, 4077 nt
Organism: Conger conger (European conger)
Lineage: Eukaryota; Metazoa; Chordata; Actinopteri; Anguilliformes; Congridae
Product: GRAM domain-containing protein 2B
Exons: 13
Coding region: 238-1326 (362 amino acids)
Source: RefSeq, a predicted model, not a curated record
GAAGCAUUACCUCACCGUACUCAGCCACAGCAGUGAAACAUCACACAUUUCACCCUCAGACACAAGGAUUGGGGAUAACUGAACUGGAGAACUCUCCAACAAGUAACUUAUCCCUUUUCAGCGGACUAGUUACCACAGGCUCAUCUCUUCUUCUGGGAAAUAUAAAUCUUGUCGGUUUGGAAUUUUGGGAAUAUGGCUUGAGACAGAGUUGGUGGUCUGUACGUAUUGUCCCAGAGGAUGCCAAGUUUUGAAAGAAGUUUGAGCUUCCGUUUUUCCAGAAGAAACACUUGGCGCUGCACGGUGGAUGGCGGGGGGAAGGUAAAGCGGGGGAAGAGUAAGAAGAAGCUGGAACCUCAGAAAGCACAGAGUCUGGAGGAGGCCCAGCUGGAGAUACAACAGCACAACAAGAACCUGGCCAAACAGAGCCUGCACAGAUCACAAACCUUUGACUCGGAGAGAAGCUUUGAAGUGACGGAAAGCAGUGUGACCCGCAGUAGUUUUAUAAAGCACAACAAAUCAUUCCACAAGCUGUUCCCGGACAUUCCCGAAAGCGAGGACCUCAUACACGCCUACAUCUGUGCCCUGCAGAAGGAGGUCCCCUACCACGGGCGGUUGUACGUGUCCGAAAACUACGUCUGCUUCUACUCCUCCGUGCUCCUCAAGGAUACCAAGGUGGUGAUCCCGGUGUCCAGUGUGCUGGUUCUGAAAAAGCAGAACACAGCCUUGCUGGUACCCAAUGCCCUGUCAAUCCGCACCUGCGAGGGGGAGAAGUAUUUGUUUGUGUCUCUGAGGAACCGGGAGUCCUGCUACAAGCUCCUGCUGUCAGUUUGUCCUCAGCUGGAGGAUGGCAGUACCAACAGCAGCCCGAUCUUCUCCUCUGUGGAGAACAGCUUCGAGCAGAGCAAGCACACGAACUCCAGCCAGUCCAGUCUGGAGGACAGCUUUGACCAGCUGGACAAAGGAGACACCAGCCUCCUCUUAAACGCACAACCCCCCAACCCAACGAAACUGUCCCGAGACCCAGUGCAUCAUGGGAACAGCGCCACCUCAAGGAGCAACCCUCUGAGGGAGAAGGAGGACAGCUCCAUGGAGGAGGACACAGGAGGCUCUUGGGUCUGGAGUGUAACAGAGAACGUCAGAACUCACCUGAUCCAGAGGCAGUCCAGCAGCCUUAACACCCUCCUCUUCAUCUACGUACUGCUGGUGGUGCUGUUGCUGCUCUCCUCCGGGUAUAUCGGCCUGCGGAUCGUGGCACUGGAGGAACAGCUGACCUCGCUCGGGGCCCUGCCGGAGUUCUCCCUACACAACCGGUACAAGGACACAUAGCCCUGCGGCCAGGAAAAGCGGAAAAAAUUCUGCGGACAUGGCAAUAAAGCACCGUCUGAAGAUCUGCCGAGGAUUAGGUCUCUAAAAACCAAAAUGCUUCUCACCUUCCAGGACGUCAUUGGAAGAACGCAGUUUUUAAACCGCACAGGCGUACCGAAAAGGAACAGCGUGCGCUUGGUCGUUAUGAUUUCAGAAAUUCGCUUUAAAUUAUCCUUCGGUGGUUCUGCAGACGGGAUCGUUAUUGCACAGCUGCGCAGUCCGGCUGCGUUUUGUCUGCUGGUCGACGGCUGCGUGAAGCAUGUGGAGCGGGUGCAGCCAUCUUCCCCUGCAGCAAAGAAGGCUGCCUGGUGGAACCAAAGACAGCUGGCCCUGGGGGGGCACUGGGGAAUAAAUUGAACGGCGCACCAGUGCAUCGGCUGAGCCAGUUGAACUGUAUAAUAUCAGUUCAAUGGCUGAGCUGUAAUAUCGGCUGGAGCUGGCAGUUCGGUGUGGACCGUCCCGUUUAGAAAAGGGCUCUGCAAUGUGUGAUUAUUGCAUCCUCCCCAACACCCCCCUACCCUCCCAAGAUACUUUCUCCUCCUGCUUUCGGUGUAGUAGAGUUUAUGCAGGAAAAAGUGUAGCCGGCUGUACUCUUACCCUUCAAACGUUCUAUGAAGUACUAUUAAAACGGCGAGCCAAAGACACUUGUUGAACAUCAGUACUUGGGUGGGAGUGCAUUACAUUUUUGUGGAGCUUUAUUUUUAUUUGCAUCUCUUAAGCAUUACCUUUAAAAAAGGAAAUGCAUGUUUAUCUAAUGUUCUGCGUAUGUAUCGGCUUACACAUUUGUUUUCUUACUUCGAAAUGUACCUGUUGAUGACUGAAAAUAAGAUACCGCGAGCCUGACAUCAAAGAUCAGCCAGCAUGGCAUGCGUUUGUGCUCCUCUCUUGAAGAAUUGUCCAGCUCUCCUAAUCUAAGGACUGUGGUAUUAAUCCUCGAAUGCGUAACAUUUAACAUUAUUGAUUCACACUCAGAUUACGUCAAGUAGCCUACAAGUAUUGCUGGGCAUGCUCUAAGUAUGGUCAGGUUUAUAAAAUGAAUAAAAAUAAACAUUUUUUAGUAAUUUUUCUAUUCAUAGUUUUUCUAUACUUUGAUCAAAAAAAGUUUUAAUGUAUACUAAAUAAUCCUGAUCAGGUUAAACGUGUGUCAGCAACAUAUGCAAAAAUGUGAUGCAAAAACAUUUAUACCAUAUGUGAGUUAUGCGUUUGAGGGAACGAUUGUCUCUAACAGCAACACAUUGCAUAUAUGUGUUUGUGUGCGUGCGUGUGUGUAUAUAUAUAUAUAUACACACACACAAUAAUGAAAAUAUGCAAACCGUGCGUAAUUUCACACCCUUAAAAUUUCAAUGUAUGUUAAAUUGAGUUGCUUCGAAGGCUUGCGCAGUAUAGUAUUACAUGUUGUGUUUGACAGGAUGGAUGGAAUCAGCUUCUCGAUCAAUACCGAUUAUUUAAAACUUAAUCAAGUAUUACCGAAUAAUUUUUUUUAAAGAUGCUUUCAAGUUGACACCCUGUUUAAACAGUUUGUGGUGUUCUUAAAAAAAAAAAAUAGACGCAGAUCUGUGUAGCAUCCCAGUGUAUUUCAAACAUGACCGCACUUUUAACGUGUUUAUGCAGGCGCCAUGCAAAAGCGAAACGCACGAUAGGCCAGUGUUUCUCAACCCACUGUGUUUGUCGGUUUUUAUUCCAACAAGCUCUGUAUUGUAACGAGUUGCUAAUUGUAAAAUCAUUCCAAUUGAAAGACACUCAGUUUUACCGAUUCAAUUACAAACUGACAGGUGAACUGACAGGUUGGGUAUGGAAGCCUGAAACCAUCCGUGUGAAAUUCAUGGAGUUUACUGAAAGAACAUGGAAACAAGCCAAAAGUGCAUUGUGCUAAAACAACUUUCAUUGAUCAAUAGAUUGGCUUUGACUAAAACCAGCGUACACAGUGUGCCGGGACCAGGGUUGAGAAACUGCGUUAGGCGAGGAGAGCAGUCGGUCGGCUUGCCGAUGUUAAACGCUGCGGCCUUUUUCUCAGGGGCAGGGCCUGAUUUAAUCCAAAUUCGGUGCGUUUCCCUCGUUGCGACACGCCAUAGAUCCCAAGUUUUCAAGCGAGCAUCUUUUUAUUUUUGAGCGCGUCAUCUCCGUGAAGCGUUUCCCCGCUCUACAGUUCAGAAUAGCCGUCCACGGAGAACACAGUAAUAUAAAACAAACGGAUGCAGUAAUAUUCUGGUGUGCUUUUUUUAUUUACCGAUCGCUCUCUUGCCUAGUCUUCGGGAAAUGCAUCCGUGCUGCGCCCAUUACAUCCCUAUUACCGCAUACAUCGCGGUGGUAAAAACGGAAGUACCGUUGACUGGGCUUUCGGUGGUGCAGUGACUUCAAUUCCACGCAGGCGAACCUACCUGUCCUGCACCAAGGCGCGUGUAUUCUUUUGAGCUUUAUCUUUACAUGUGCUACUGUUCUGGGACUCUAGGGGGCAGCAACAGCCUAGCGAGUCCUUUUAAGUUUGAUCACCUUCCGACGGACGCAAUGCAAAAAAAUCAAUUCAGUGAAGACCACAUCAUUUGUGUUUUUGCACUACUUAAGUGUUGUAAAUAUUGUUUUUUUGUAUCAAUUGAAAUGUGCUCUAAUUCUACUUAAUAUGUCUAUUUAUUUGCAGUCUGUGUAAUUCAGAGCAGCCUCUGUGAGACUAGCUUUGGUUCUGUUUGAAAAAUAAAUCAAAUAUUGGGGAAAAAA